CACCUCACCCCGAGCACACCACCCACCCAGAGCAAGAGCUCAAGGCGGUGCUUUACGCCUGGCCCCACAGAUCCCAGUCCGGACCACACAUCCGACCCCCCUCGGAAAGAGGGCGAGAUCCCCGCCGCUCCGUUUUGUUUCAAUGGUCUGUGCAGCCAGCGAUGCCCGUUUCCCCAAAGGCUGCCCCUCAUUAGCAUGAACGGGGGUGGGGGUGUGGAGAAGGGGGGGAGAGGAAGCGAGCCAAAGCCCUCGCUGCGUUUUCCAGCCUGGGGAACCCUGUCUACAAAAAUGACAGCUCGAGCCCUCUGGCUUCUCUGUUUGAUCGUCGGAUGGUCCCCCGAAGCCCCGGUGGCGGAGAGAAAAGCCCCGCCGCCGCACCGAAAGCCCGACGCCCGGGAGACACCGGGGCCGCGCGCGCAGCCGCUGCCCGAGUUCGCGCGCCGCCCGCGCGCCGCCUACGCAGGACCGCGCGCCUGGCCGGACCCCCGGCGCCGGAAGGCCCCGCCGCCCGCCGACAACCGUGCAGGCUUCCGGGAUGCAGUGCGCGCGCCCGCGGGGCUUCCGGGCCCGCGCCUCGCGCAGGCGGAGAACCGCGCGUCCCCGCCUGAGGACUCCCCGCGACGUGCGCGCUCUCGGGCCCCGCGACCCCCGGGCGCGCGCGCCGCCAGUCCCGCCCACCCGAACCGGCCUCGCGCCGCCGCGCAGCCUUCUGGAACCCCGCAGGCGCUGUCGCCCGAGGACGGGGAGCCAGAGACCCAGUCCUGCGCGCGUGCCUGCAGCGCAGACGCGGAUGAGCGGGAGGCUUACUGUGCCAGUGAAUUCGCAGCCGUGAACGGAAUCGUGCACGACGUGGACGUGUUGGGCGUGGGCAUGCGCCUGGUGACUCUACUGGUAGAUCCCGACGGGCUGUACAAGAUGAGCCGCCUGUACAUCACUCCCGACGGCUUUUUCUUCCGCGUGCAUAUACUAGCCCUGGGCUCUUCCAGUUGCCAUAAGCCGUGUCCAGAAUUUAAACCCGGAAGCAGGUAUAUUGUGAUGGGCCACAUCUACCAUAAGAGACGGCAGCUCCCUAGUGCUCUGCUCCAGGUCCUACGGGGGCGCCUGCGGCCAGGAGACGGGCUGAUCCGGGGUAGCAGCGGCUAUGUGAAGAGGUUUAACCGAAAGCGGGAGUGGCAAGUUCGAGGUGCCACCCACACCCAGUGCUUUUGAACAGGCCAACUUGGCACUUGUGGUCGGUCCACAUGGCGGGAGGCUUCUGUGAAACUGGGCCCACAGCUAUGGACCGCUUGUGCGGUUUAGCGCCAAAGCUGUCACUUUAUCUACAAAGUGCCGACAGGUGUGCUCUAGAGCACAGUGGGAAAGUUCUAUAAGGGCACACAACCCAGACACUAGACCCCGAAGGUCAACAGAUCACACCACUUUUGCUGUUCUUAAGUUAUUUUAAUUUAAUACAUUUCCCCAGUGGAGACAGUUCACAAAACAUUUCUCGAAUUUAAAUAUACAACUUUGAAUAGUAUCUAUCAUGUGUCAAGCCAGAUUUUGUAUUUAAAGCAUCGAGUUUUAAAUUCCAGACACCAGAGUAAGCAUCCCAGUCAUUUACAUAUGAAAUGUCAUGUAGAUCAAAUGCCAGCCAAGUUCAAAAACUAUUACAUUUCAAGGGCUAAUUCAAGCAAAACAUCAUUCAAGGUGUGUUCGUGACAUAACAAAAUGGAAGCCCCUGUGUAUUGCCACGCCCCCUUGUUCCUGAUAACUCAUUUUGUGCCAAACUGGCACCCAUUCCAGUUUUCGGGUGUAUCUGAUGUCAUUUUUAUGUUACCUGGUAGUAUCAGGAUGGUGUUUGUAAAGCAGUAAAUCUCGCUGUGAAAUGCGAAAGUGCCUGGCUUUGCUUCGCUUGUCUUUGCUUCAGCGACCCUAAAGAUUUGAAAACUGGCCUUUCUCAAACUUUCUUUCUGAACCUAGGGAGC
Messenger RNA from Apodemus sylvaticus (European woodmouse), 1964 nucleotides. RefSeq names its product chromosome 10 C17orf58 homolog (gene C10H17orf58). The record is from RefSeq and is a predicted model, not a curated record. Lineage: Eukaryota; Metazoa; Chordata; Mammalia; Rodentia; Muridae. Gene Ontology annotation, molecular function: protein binding. The coding region runs from base 196 to 1209 and encodes 337 amino acids. The transcript has 4 exons.